Messenger RNA from Thermothielavioides terrestris NRRL 8126, 639 nucleotides. RefSeq lists its product as uncharacterized. Gene Ontology annotation, cellular component: Golgi apparatus. Bases 1 to 639 code for a protein of 212 amino acids. The record is from RefSeq and is a predicted model, not a curated record. Lineage: Eukaryota; Fungi; Ascomycota; Sordariomycetes; Sordariales; Chaetomiaceae. Gene Ontology annotation, biological process: protein localization to organelle; Golgi to plasma membrane protein transport; intracellular protein transport. The transcript has 2 exons. Gene Ontology annotation, molecular function: GTP binding; GTPase activity.
AUGUACCACCUCGCCAAAGGCCUCUACCGGCUGGCGACGAGCAAGGAGGAAUACUCGGUCCUCCUCCUCGGCCUCGACAACGCCGGCAAGACCACGUUCCACGAGCAGGUCAAGUCCAUCUUCCUGCCGGACAACCCGUCGCCGAAGCUCAAGACGGUGCCGACGGUCGGGCAGAACGUGUCGACCAUCACGCUGCCGGACAUGUACCUCAAGAUCUGGGACGUGGGCGGGCAGCUGAGCCUGCGCAAGCUGUGGCAGAGCUACUACUCGAGCUGCCACGCCAUCGUCUUCAUCAUCGACAGCACCGACAUCGGCGACGGCAGCCUGGAGCGCGACAGCUCCGGCCGCCUGGAGGAGUGCCGCCUCGUGCUCGAGGACGUGCUGCAGAACAGCGAGGCCGAGGGCGUGCCCCUGCUGAUCCUGGCCAACAAGCAGGACCGCGAGGACUGCGUCGAGGUCGUCCGCAUCAAGGAGGGCCUCGUCAAGCGCGUCUUCGAGGGCGAGAAGGCCGGCGGCAUCCGCGACUCCAGGGUGCUGCCCGUCUCCGCCCUGACCGGCACCGGCGUGCGCGAGGCCGUCGACUGGGUCCGCUCCCGCGUCAAGUGGAACAAGGAGACCCGCCCGCCGGUCAUGAGGUGA